This is a messenger RNA of Symphalangus syndactylus (siamang), 10675 nucleotides long. It is a transcript of the gene ST8SIA1, whose product is annotated as ST8 alpha-N-acetyl-neuraminide alpha-2,8-sialyltransferase 1. The record is from RefSeq and is a predicted model, not a curated record. NCBI's taxonomy places the organism in Eukaryota, Metazoa, Chordata, Mammalia, Primates, Hylobatidae. Gene Ontology annotation, molecular function: alpha-N-acetylneuraminate alpha-2,8-sialyltransferase activity. Gene Ontology annotation, biological process: N-glycan processing; oligosaccharide metabolic process.
GAGCUAUUCGUCGGCCGCCGGGGCGAGCAGAAAUGGCUAACAGCGACUCUCAGCUCGGUGGGUCAAGGCGGGUGGCGCUUUUCCAAGGUCGGGGUUGGGAAAAGCUUAUCGCUUAUCACAAGCAAGAAGGGCAAGAAGGACGUCUAAGAACCAACGGUCCUUUAGUCUAAAAGGCCGCGCGCCUCCAAGGCAAUGUGACAUCUUGAGGUCUAGUGUUUGGGCACCAGCUGCCUGCACAUCUGGAUGCAGCACUGCCUUUCCUUGCAGGGAGGAGGCGAGGCGGAGGACCCCGGAGUGCACGCACCUCCUCGUGCGCGCGCUCGCUUGCGCCCGUGAACGUGUGUGCGUGUGUGUGUGUGUGUGUGUGUGUGUAUGCGCGCGCGCACACGGGCCGCGGCUCCGGGACCGGCUAAUGGGGGUGGGGGCCCAGGAAGGAAUAAAUCUCCGCCAGCCUCCUCGCGCCUGGCUGCGGGUUAAUACCCAACCAGUUAGAGAAAGACGAGGGUGACGGCAGCAGGGUGACAGCCUGGGCACACCGGCCGCGUGUCGAAGGAUCAGGAUAUUAGCCAGUCUCCGCCACACUCAGGGACUGAUAUAUUUCUGUUGGUGGGGGGCUGUUGUUUUUUAUUGUCUGCUGUUAUCUCCAAAGAACAAGGGCACUAGUGAGGGGUGCGCGCUCUGGACUAGUGUUGCGGCUCGGAUCGGGUCGAAGGAGGCAAUUUUGCGGGUGGGGGAGGGAGAGGGAGACCUUGAUUUCCACCAAUCCCCGGGCGUUUGUCUGCGAAGUCCGGGGCGCAGCGGAAGGCUGCGGCGCGCCGCUGAAUUAACUGAUGAGAGCGAGUUCUUUUCUUCUCCGGGAGGGGUGGGGAGCGAGGGUCCCGGCGGGCGAGGCGGAGGAGCCCGGGGCAGGAUAGCGGUCCCGGGCCGCCGUGGAAAUUUCCAAGGACUUGGUGCGGCGCAGAGAGCGCGUCUGAGGGGGUUGCCUGGCGGCGCAGCAGCGCGGGAGGCGGCGAAGGGCGCAGGAGCAUCGCUCGGAGGGGACAAGGGGACGCCACGGGCCAAAUGUCUGGGAGGGAGCCGAACCUUUUCCCGGACCCUCGCCGAGGGCGACCGUGAUGCUGCAGAACCGGCGGGAGCUACUCGCCGCCGCCGAUCUCUGCGCACUCGGAGACCCCAGCGCCCGCCUUCUGCAGGGGAAGCGACCAUGGCCAUAGAUCGUGACUUGCCCCCCAGCCACUUCCCCUAGAAAGAAAUCCUUGGAAAAGUUGCAUUUAAAAAAAUCCUUGCGCUGACCUUUGGGGCCGACGGGGCCGAAGAAGCGUGCGUGCGUUUGCAAGCAAGAGAACGAAAGGUGUGUGUGCAUGGGGGGCCGGCGGUGGGGGACCCUCCGCUGCCACUUCGCCUAGCUUUGUGCUGAGGCCCCGGCCCCCGCCCCUGGGACGCCGGGGCUGCGAUGAGCCCCUGCAGGCGGGCCCGGCGACAAACGUCCAGAGGGGCUAUGGCUGUACUGGCGUGGAAGUUCCCGCGGACCCGGCUGCCCAUGGGAGCCAGUGCCCUCUGUGUCGUGGUCCUCUGUUGGCUCUACAUCUUCCCUGUCUACCGGCUGCCCAACGAGAAGGAGAUCGUGCAGGGGGUGCUGCAACAGGGCACGGCGUGGAGGAGGAACCAGACCGCGGCCAGAGCGUUCAGGAAACAAAUGGAAGACUGCUGCGACCCUGCCCACCUCUUUGCCAUGACUAAAAUGAAUUCCCCUAUGGGGAAGAGCAUGUGGUAUGACGGGGAGUUUUUAUACUCAUUCACGAUUGACAAUUCAACUUAUGCUCUCUUCCCUCAGGCAACCCCAUUCCAGCUGCCAUUGAAGAAAUGCGCGGUGGUGGGAAAUGGUGGGAUUCUGAAGAAGAGUGGCUGUGGCCGUCAAAUAGAUGAAGCAAAUUUUGUCAUGCGAUGCAAUCUCCCUCCUUUGUCAAGUGAAUACACUAAGGAUGUUGGAUCCAAAAGUCAGUUAGUGACAGCUAAUCCUAGCAUAAUUCGGCAAAGGUUUCAGAACCUUCUGUGGUCCAGAAAGACAUUUGUGGACAACAUGAAAAUCUAUAACCACAGUUACAUCUACAUGCCUGCCUUUUCUAUGAAGACAGGAACAGAGCCAUCUUUGAGGGUUUAUUAUACACUGUCAGAUGUUGGUGCCAAUCAAACAGUGCUGUUUGCCAACCCCAACUUUCUGCGUAGCAUUGGAAAGUUCUGGAAAAGUAGAGGAAUCCAUGCCAAGCGCCUGUCCACAGGACUUUUUCUGGUGAGCGCAGCUCUGGGUCUCUGUGAAGAGGUGGCCAUCUAUGGCUUCUGGCCCUUCUCUGUGAAUAUGCAUGAGCAGCCCAUCAGCCACCACUACUAUGAUAACGUCUUACCCUUUUCUGGCUUCCAUGCCAUGCCCGAGGAAUUUCUCCAACUCUGGUAUCUUCAUAAAAUCGGUGCACUGAGAAUGCAGCUGGACCCAUGUGAAGAUACCUCGCUCCAGCCCACUUCCUAGGGACAAUGGAAGAAGAAAGGACUGAACCAGGGUAUUUUUGUUAGGUUUUCUACGUGACUCCAAGAGGGAAUGGUCAAGUUGUUUCAUGGAUUUGCAUGGGCCCUUGGAAAAACAGGAAAGGAGCAAUGAAGAUCCAAGCAAAACUUUACUUUCAGUGUUGGCUUGGAGGACAACUAAGAAAUGAAACAUCCUAUGAAAUACUUUAUAGCACAUGGCAGAUUUGCAGCUAGUAAACUGCUGGUGAAAUGCUGUUGGUAAAGCCCAUGGUUCAAAUCUAGAAGAUGCAGUUCAAAAACAAGACAGACUGGAGUUGUUAGGGCUGAGGAGCCAAUCAAGGUAGAAUAAAGAAAAUGUUGGGGUAAAAGUGUUGCUGAUUGUCAACACAAACUGGCUUAAUAAUAUUAAUAAGAACCUGUCUUAUUAAGACUGGCUUUAGAACUGUAAGUUUUUUAAAAAGUUAUUAUUUAUUUUUGCCCUCUUUGGGGAAGUGGGUGGGUAGAUUUAAAAAAUCCCUUCCUGAGUAAUAAAGAUACAAAAUGUUACUGCUGAUAAUUGUGAUUUGUUGAGCCACGUCUAUAUUAACUAUAGCUCCCCUCUAUUUUUAAAAUUUUACGUAAGAAUUGCUUCUUCCUCUUUUGUCAAGUCUACAGAGACAAUGUGAAGCAUUAUUGAAUUUAGACUGUGUUGAUUCAUAGUCUGGAUAACAGGAGCCACUUUCCUUCCUCAGAAUUUAGGACAUAAACCCAAUUUUAGGUCUGCAUUAUGUAAGCCUGUUUGCAUUGUCAUUUUUAUUUUGGUGCAAAAGACUACCAAUAUGAGUGCAUUAUUUAUUUGUAAAUUGGCAUAAUUGUCUUCAUAAUUUAAUGUUCAGAAAUGCAGUAAAGCACACUGAUGAAAAGCUUAGUCUCUGUGGAAGACAGACCAGAAGACAAAUCCCUUUUCUAUCUACUGUGGCAUAUUCACUGCAAGGCAAAGGACAUGUAUGCAUACAUGCAAGAAUGAAUUGAGCGAAACUUUGAAUAUGUUUCCUCUUUUGAGCUAUUGCUAUUUAGUAGUUACCUAAAAAAGAAUACAUUUUUACUAGUAUACCAUUAAAAAUGUAAAAGGCUUAACAUGUAUGCAUGUAUGCAUACAUGUAGACACACAUACACACACACAAAGUUAAAGCUCAUUACUGUGCAACUAUGAAAGCUGAACUCAUGUGACCUGGUAUGGCAAAAAUUUGUAACCAGUGUUGGAGAUCACAAACGUGUUUUGCACUAUCCAUUACAUGUUGAUAUAAGACAACUGAGCUCACUGGUUGCUGCACAUAAUACCCAUAGCAGCACAAGAUGCAAGUCUUACCCCAAAUGCUUACCCGGAAUGAGCAGAAUUGUCUUACUCAUCCUGAUUUUACCCAAAAUAUCGUGAAUGGGCUUGCUGUUGAGCGUGGUCACACAAGGUAUAGUUUGUACAAGUAAAGAGAUAUGAAUUAGUAGCUAUUUAUUUCCUUAGUAGCAGGUAGGACUACUUAGCUUGUUACACCAGCUUUGAUACACAGCAAGAAAAGUCUACUGACAGAUUACAAGCAGCCAAAUGUGUUUACAUUUCAGAGAAGGGUAAAGGAAGCCUCUCGUCUUCAUACUUUGGAAUGUCUUAAGCUAAAAUGAGACACUAGAGUUCAAUUUCUUUUUUAUUUUAAAUGUCACUAAAUUGUAGGUAAACUGUACCAAAAAGUUCUAGUUUAAUUUUAACAGUAAAAACUUAGCAUACCGUGUUACCAUGUAAACAAUAAUGGCUGGUAUUUUCUGUGGGUUAAUUUAACAUGACAUAAACAUAACAAAGCCCUUGGCAAAAUUCUACAUCAUUGAAGUAGACCAUUUCUAAAUACAAUUAAAUAGUGAGGUUAUUAUAAAAUUCUGCAUUUAAAAUAUGACUUGUUGAUAGUGCAGAUUAUAUUGUUACUUAGAAAGUUAAGAAUUCCAGAGUAAUGAUUCUAUUGGAGAACCAGUUUGCUAUACGGCAGCAAAAACAUAAUGAGAAUGUACCAUGAAGAAACUGUGUUAAAUAUUCACUUUGAGUGAAGCUUUGAAUAUGUUUCCUCUUUUGAGCUGUUGUUAUUUAGCAGUUACCUAAAAAAGAAUACAUUUUUACUAGUAUACCAUUAAAAAUAUAAAAGGCUUAACAAAAACACAUAUAAAAGUUAAUAAAAUAUGUUACUCAGAUUAGUACUUUAAUUGUUAAAAUGUAAUUAAAAAGCUCCAUAAAACCCAUACAUCACAGUUGCAUUGAAAAUAUUAUCUGGACUAGAAUCUCUUAAACCCAGGAAGUGGAGGUUGCAGUGAGCCAAGAUGGUGCCGCUGCACUCCAGCCUGGGUGACAGGGCAAGAUCCUGUCUCAAAAAAAAAAAAAAGAAAGAAAGAAAAUAUUAUGUGGAAAUUUUUCAUCUUGUUAUGAUGCCUGGGAUAGAUUUAUGCAGUAGAUUUAUAUUUAAUGUUUAGUUUACAAACUUGUGAAACUAUUUCAUGUGGAUUCUGAAAGGCAAAACAGAAAUGGCCAGUGCCGGUGAUGUUUGAUUAGACCAGUUCUUCACAGCUGGGGUGAUUCAUUAUCCCUCUCUGGUGACAUUUGGCAAUGUCUGGAGACCAGAGACAUUUUUUAUUUUCAUGACUCAAGGGUGCUAAUAGCAUGUAAUUAGUAGAGGUUAGGGAUCCUGCUAAAGAUCUUACAAUGGACAAGUCAGCCUCUCACAGCAAAAUAAUUAUCCAGGCUAAGAUGUCAGUAGUAUCACAGUUGAGACACCGUGGAUUAGACCAAAAUGAAAUUUUGAUUGUUCCACCUUGUCUUCACUUAAAGAUAGAUAUACAAGCUCACAGCAUUCAAAAUAUGACUACAAUUUAAUGGAAAUAUUUUCUUAUGGUAAAUUACAACUCACUAGAUACAUCAUACUAUAUAUGCCUUUUGGCCAUAAUUCGUUAGAUAGGAGUGUGUGUGUGUGUGUGUGUGUGUGUAGCAUGAAGUUAGGCAUCUCUAUACUUACUGUGCUAUGUGUUCCUAAGUAAGGACCUUGCUAGAAUCAUCCUGUAGAGUGCUCUGGAAUACUCUAUUAUUAUUAAGAUCUUCAAUUCUAAGCUCCCAUUAUCUUUCUUUGUUUAUCUGAAAUUAAGACCUUCAGAAUUGGGCCUGGUCUUUUCCAGAUUUGAUCAAUUACAUUUUGAUAUAACUGACUCUUAAAAUUCAGCUCAGAAGACAUUCAAUGAGAAAAUCUUUAAUCACUUUUGAUGAUGCACCUGCCAAGAGGGGGCAUCACUUUGUACCAUCAGACUAAUUAAAAAAAUUGUUGUGUAGUCAUAAAAAUUAGGCUGCUCCAUAGGGGCAAAAGGAAGGGUGAAGAGACUAAAAACUAGUACCUUGAUAGAAUUUUAGUUUUUAUUAGCCUCGAUUUGAGAACUGCAUUGAUUCCAAAGAUCAUGACUAAGGGUGCCCUCUAAUUUUAAUCACACUUCAGUAAAAUUAAGGUAGGUGAAGGAUUAAGUCAUUCCAUAAUUAAGAAAAGUAAUGUUUAUAUGAAAGAUUUUUAUAUGGACAAUGACUCACAGACACAUAUGCUUUGUAUAGAGGGUUUUGCCAAAAGUUUAUACAAAAUUGCACAUCUAAACUGCAUAAUUCUCAUACAAGAAGUUAAGGCAGUGCUCACUGGAUUUUGCUUCUGUAUAGUUCACUUUUAUCUGUCUUCACAAGGGUAGGAAGUAAAUGAUCUCAAUGGGCACAUGUUCAGAAAAUACUGUGUUUGGCUUUGUGAUGUGUCAUGUCUUUCUCUUGGCUAAAAAAAUUGUUUAGGCUAUAUAUAAAUUGUACCUGAAGCAAUCUGGACAACAUAGCUUAAAAUGGAAAAUAACUGAAAAAAUCCUGGGAUUUUACAUUUGCCAAAAAUACCCUUGGAUUAGUCAAAGGCUUUACAAGAGUGUUAUAGAUGAUCCAAAAUGGAAACAAUAUUGAUAACAUUUCUUUUCGUCAGCAGCUAUAUAUUCCAGUUUUAUAACUUUAUUAUAUACAUUUUUUGAUUUAUUAAUAGAAAGUCAGCCAUCCAGAGUUUUAACUUCUAUGUUUGAAAUAUUGACUUUGUGAAAUUUUUCACUGACAAAUCCUUGUUAGGAGGGACCUAAGGGGGAGGAGAAUGUUACCAGUCCACUGAAAACUUUAGGAAAUGUUCAUUGUGUUGUGUAAAUACUUUCCCACCAGCACCAGGUAAUAUAUUCUCUAUGUUUGUAGAAUUCCAAAGAUCAAAAGCUGUAAGGACAUUUAUGUGAACUUGAGGACAAGCUUGUGGAGGAAUAAGGACUGAGAGUAAUAUUGUGCUUUUUCUUUCUUUAUCUUCGCGUCGUAUAGGUCAACUCUCAGGUUGUAUGACUUUAGUUGGGCACACAUCAGAGGUGGAAGUGGUAGAAGUGGGUUAACAAUUUCAGGGUCUGGCAACCUAGGUCAAAGCCUCUAAUAAAGUCAGCAGUAAAUAUAACUAGCAACUUCAUUCUACUAUGUGCUAGGAGGAGGGUGAGGCAAGUUGAAAGGAGGAGAUGACCCUAUCCCCACACUCUCAGGAUGUAAAAGGGCAGAGUGCUGUCUACCCUUACCCUUGGCUUUUUAGCACCGUCAGUCUCUGUCCUCUCCCAGGAGAGCUGCCUUGGCUCCAGAGUUGAGCUAAUAGCAUUGUGACUAGAGAGGUAGUGUGGAAAUUCGCUGAGGACCUCAAAAUUUUACACUGCCUUAAACUGUUUUGUUUUUGCUUAAACUCGUGCUGUCUAAAUUUGGGUGUUUUGUGACAGGGUCUGAUCACCCCGACCUGGUUAUAGCCCUGCUAGCGAUUCUAAAGUGGAACUUUUCCCCCUCAUUGAUAUGGAUAGUCUGAGUCCUUGAAGCUAGGGAGAUAUCAAAUAUUCUACCAGUUCCUACAUAGCUUCUUUAAAAGUCCUAGAGACUAACUCACAGGAAGUCUGAAGCCCAGAGCGUCUGUUUAUAAACUCCUAAAUAUGAGGCCACAAUAUUUAGGUUGAGCACUAGAAAAUUUCUAUUUUGCAAGUGGAAGGAGACUUGAAUCUAUAAUUGCUGUAGCUUUUUUUCCCUUCUAUCAUAAGAAAAUGGAUACCAUCUGCUUUACCCUCAGCCCAGACUUGUCUUUUGAAUUUUUUACAUACAUCUUAGGGGUGAGAGAUUGAAACAACUGCAUGAAUGAAAAGCUUGUUCAAACAUAACACAGCCCCUGCUCACCAUUUCAAUAAGGGAAAAUCCAUGUUUCUGUUUCUCUCUAAUUUGUUUCCUCUGGUGCCAACAUUUCUGAUUUCUUCUGUCUCUAAUACAUAAGGAAUAAAUACCAUAUUAUAAAUUGACUUACAUGCCUGCGAGCAUUUGCCAGGUAGUCAAAGCCUAUGACUCUAACUUUUUAAAGCACAGAAGAGGAAUUUUAUUUUAUGGUCACUCCUCUGUGUUUCUAUUGAUCUCUAUAUUGUGCUAAAAUUCUUUCAGAUAGUUUUUUUCUUAUUGAAGCUGUGGGAUAUAAUCAAUGAUGCCCAGCUGUCUGAGAAUUUUAUAGAAUAAUCCAAAUUAUUGAUCCUGCCUCUUUCUGCUUCUGUGUAAUUAACUUUCUUUUGAUGAUUAUUUUUAAAAUGUAUGCUUCACACAAAACCAAUAAACAUCUAAGAGAUGUGAUUUAAUCCAAGGCAGAGAAAACUAAGAAUCAGUUAAUGUCUAUUUUAUCUGCACAGUAUUACAAACAGAAAAUUGUAAUAAAAAAAGGUUUAACCAAAGUGAAAAAAAGAGAGACAAAAUCUUGGUUUUAAUUUGAAAGGAUGAUUAGGAGUGAUCUCAGAAGAGAGUUCAGCAGGAAGCAAGGAAGAGGCUGUUGACCUUGAGUGGAGCCUCAAGAAUGGAACCUUUUUAAAAUAUUUUAAAGGAAAUAUAUUGUCAUCCAGCUGUUAUGGUUAAUAAUGAAUAGUUUUCUCUGGGUGAGGCUUAUCCAUUGCACACCUGAUGUGCUGACCCCUGUGAUUUCCCCAAAUGUUGGAAUGUUGCCUGCAUAAUUUGUGGUAAUGGGGGACUGUGUUCCUGCUUUUCCCUGGUUACAAAAAACAAAACAAAACAAAAAAAACAGAAAAAAAGAGAGAGAAAAGAUGCUAGAGGAAGCAGUGUGACAGCCAGAUCAUGAGAUGCUGACGGAGAGAACAGAGUGGUACCUGUUUACCCACUUGGACCAUGACAGUCUCAAGGCUCCACCCCUUGCUGUCCCUUCUGGAGAGGUGCUCUCCUGGGAGUUUGAUGGCAGUGAAACAACACUCCUGUUUUCUUUUUUCUUUCUUUUUUUCUUUUUUUUUUCUGUUGAGACAGAGUUUUUUCCUCUUGUUGCCCAGGCUGGAGUGCAAUGGCGUGAUCUCGGCUCACUGCAACCUCUGCCUCCCAGGUUCAAGCGAUUCUCCUGCCUCAGCCUCUGGAGUAGCUGGGAUUACAGGCAUUCACCACCAAGCCCGGCUAAUUUUGUGUUUUUAGUAGAGAUGGGGUUUCUCCAUACUGGUCAGGCUGGUCUCGAACUCCUGACCUCAGGUGAUCCGCCUGCCUCAGCCUCCCAAAGUGCUGGGAUUACAGGCAUAAGCCACCGAGCCCAGCCCCACACUCUUGUUUUCAUAGCCCUUUUUUGUCUGUACUUUGGUACAUAUUCCCCAAAUAAGAUUAUUAUUUAGAUCUCCUGUCAUGAUAAGGCAGUGAUAGCAGGAAGUGUCACUUUGACCCUCACCCUUGGAAAGUGGGCUAUGUAUAGCUAGAGUUAGAACAGGAGGUUCUAACCCUGCUUCCACGAUUACUUCAGUAACAGGCUUUUGUAUCCAUGAUUACUUAAGCUACUUAGAUGCAUUUUCUACCCUGUAUUCUAGUGUACACAACACACACACACACAUAAGCCCUUUGCCCGUGGAGAAGAGGGAGAUGGUUGAUUCAGUGGGAGUGGGGAGUGGCAGAGGGUGCCUUAACUUUUUCUGGCUUGACCCCUACUUCCUUAUGUGUUUCCUUCAUAUACCUCUGUCACUUUAGAGAUGUAACCAUGUCUGUUCCAAGUUGUAUCGUUAUUAUCAAGAAGUCCUAUAAAUGUAGCAAAUGUGACUAUUUUAUAGAAAUGCACAAUAGUUUAUAGGCCUUGGAGAAGUCUGAUAAUAGUAUGUAAAUAUCCUUCAUUGAAGUCGUAGAACCUUCUAGUAGGAAGCUCCUUAGGUGAUAACUGCAAGAGGAUUAAUGUUUGUUUCUCCAGCAAACACCAGAAGCAAGGAAUCAAUCUGUCACUGUUUUUCAUUCAGUCUUAAGCACCGUUGGGCAUUGAUAGGUUGCUAUAGACACUCCCUUUGUAACAAAUAUACAGGAUUCACAAUUUAGGAUGUCUGAUGGCCACCAGGGUACAUCAUAGAGACACUAGAGAGAAGAGAAUAAAUAUAGCUCAUCAAAAAGCCUGCUUAAUCUUUAAAAAGUCUGAAAUAUUACUAGAAUUCCAGUUACCGUGCAGCAUAGUCAGUCUAAACAGCAAUGGGGAAAAAAGGUGUCUUUUUGGUCUCUUUAAUUCUAUUAUGACACAUUUUAAUAUUAUUCCACAUGUGUGCAAACUGUUUCUCAAGAGCAAAGUUUGAGGCUGGAGAUAAGAAAAUAGAAAAGUUAAAACAUUAUUUUUUCUCAUAUAAUGUAAUCUGACUACUAGUUCAUGGAUAUAAUAAUUCUGGGAAAAAAUUUUAGAUUAAACUAUAAAAUUGAAAUUACCUUUGAAGAGUAUAUGGAAUUGCUUCUUUCUAUUAAAGCCAACCUCUACUGGCAGAAAGUGUGGAGAAAAUCAGUGUGCUCAAUUCGUUUUGUAGAGUUUCAUGUAAAAUGUUGCAGGUAAAAAAGAAAACUUUAAUCGGUACUUUCUACAGUGUGACUAGAAAAAUUAGUGUCUAUCUCUGUUGGUUCUGCUGACUUGCUUCUUUCCACCGAAUCUAAAUGCAAUGUCAUAGGAGGAGGUUUGCUGUAAAAACAUGUCUUUUUCUUUGGUGUAUUCAUUGUAAUUAUGGCUGGCAGUGAGAAGGUUCAGUAAGUCUCAAUUUCUCUACCUCCCUUACUUGGAGAAAAUUUGUAAAUGUACCCUGUGAAUAAAAUGAUUUUUUUAUA